AUGGGAGAAGUAGAAAAACUUUAUGAAGAUCAGACUCAAGCUAAUGUACGGUGUUGGAAAUGGUCUUUUCCUAACUUGAAAUCAAGACAUCAACUUGGUAGAAAAUCAAAGAAAAUGGCAUUCAACGUUGCUGAACUAAAGGAAAAGGGGAAUUUUGAGGGUCGAGUUGGGUAUGUUCGUGCAUCUAGCAUGGCAAGCUUAAUUUUGGCUACUCGAGGCAGUGAAAAGCUUGAGUCAAGAAAUUCAUUGAAGAAGGAGGUUAUGUUGUCUCUAAUAGACCCUAAAGUAAGCAAAGUUGGAAUUUAUGGUUGGCCUGGGGUUGGAAAGACCACUCUAGUCAAAGAUAUUGCCAAACAUGUUAAGGAUGAAAAGCGAUUUGAUGUGGUGGCGAUGGCAACUAUAUCUGAAAUAUUGGAUGUUGAAAAGGUUCAAGACGAGAUAGCAUAUCAAUUUGGCUUCCACUUGGAUGAGAAUACCACAAUUGGAAGAGCCGACCGCCUGUGUAGAAGGAUAAAAAUGGAAAAAAAUGUCCUUAUUAUACUAGAUGAUUUAUGGGAGGAAAUUGAUUUGGACAAGUUAGGAAUUCCCUCUGAGCUGGAUGUUAAGGGUGGCAAAUCAUCAUUGCCUUCUCAACGUUUAGAUAUUUCACAGAAGAAUGAGACUUGUCAAGGUUGCAAAUUAUUGUUGACUUCUAGAAGUUUAGAUAUUUUACAUAAGAAUGAGACUCAAAAGGAUUUUGCUCUUGGAACAAUAAAUGAUACAGAAUCAUGGAGGUUGUUUGAAGAUAUGGUUGGUGAUGCUGUUGAAGAUGGUGACUUGAAAAAGAUAGCAACUCAAGUGGUUGAAAGAUGUGCAGGUUUGCCUGUUAUGAUAGUCUCAAUUGCAAAUUCAUUAAAAUAUAAUAAGAAUACUCACUAUUGGAAAGAUGCCUUGAGCAACUUAAAGCAAGUUGAUAAGGGGGACAUGCGUGGGACUGUUUUUUCAGCUUUUGAAUUUACUUACAAUCGAUUGGAAGAUGAUGAAAUGAAGAAAGUAUUCUUGCUUUGUGGUGUACAUGGACCAUCCCUGUUGGUUAGUGACUUGUUGAAAUAUGUAAUUGGUUUGGGUGUUCUGAAACACACAUAUACUGUUGAAGAUGCAAGAAACCGAUUAUAUAGAAUAAUUCAUGCCUUGAAGGCAUUCUGUUUGUUACUUGAUGAUGAUACAAGUGAGACUGAAGCAAUUAAAAUGCAUGACCUUGUUCGUGAAGUAGCUAUUUCAAUUGCUUAUAAGAAUGAAUAUGUCUUCGUGCUGAAAAGAAAUGGUGACAAGGUGCGAGAUUGGUCGAGCAAGGGUUUUCUCGAAAGAUGUACCCAGAUAAUCUUGACACUAUGUUUUAUCCAAGAACUUCCUCAAAAGUUAGACUGCCCCAAUUUAAAAUUUCUCUACUUAUGUGGCACUGAUAAUUGCACUUUGAAAAUUCCAGACAACUUUUUUGAGGGAAUGGAGAAUCUUGAAGCAUUAGAUUUGACAGGCUUGAUAAUACCUGCACUGCCUAUAUCUCUUCUUUCUUGA
Molecule: messenger RNA, 1554 nt
Organism: Neltuma alba
Lineage: Eukaryota; Viridiplantae; Streptophyta; Magnoliopsida; Fabales; Fabaceae
Product: probable disease resistance protein At4g27220
Exons: 1
Coding region: 1-1554 (517 amino acids)
Molecular function (GO): ATP hydrolysis activity; ADP binding
Source: RefSeq, a predicted model, not a curated record